Truncatella angustata is the source of this 2317-nucleotide messenger RNA. RefSeq lists its product as uncharacterized. Bases 359 to 2308 code for a protein of 649 amino acids. The record is from RefSeq and is a predicted model, not a curated record. The transcript has a single exon. NCBI's taxonomy places the organism in Eukaryota, Fungi, Ascomycota, Sordariomycetes, Amphisphaeriales, Sporocadaceae.
GAUGCCUUCCUCUUGAUCAAAACUUCUCAGCAACGUCUUCCACGGAUUUACUGAAUCCAGCCCUCAGCUGCAAGACAGUAUUCUCUCUGUUUUCUCCUCUGCUCUGCUUUGGCCUGCCCACCGAAACCCGUAGUCUUGUCGUCUCGUCAUCUCGUCAUCUCGCCUGCAACCAAUAACUUCAUCCAAGUGCUCAGGCGUCCCUAUCACACCUGCCUCAUAUACCAGCCCCGCACUCAUCAGCCGCCGUCGACAAACUUUCUUCUGCCUUCCCGUAUUCUGUCAUCCUCAGAUUUGCCAAGUCACCGUGGUAAACUCGAGGGAUGACGUGAGUUAGCGAGGGGUCAUCUUACGCCGCGUAAUGGAACAGCUUGGAUCACCCGCUCCUAUCACCGAUACGACUGAAGCUAUACCAGAAGCCACUACAGCCCAACCACCAACCAACAACCAGCAAGCACUACCCGCACCUACACGCGGUGCCGCGACUUCGAGUUCGGUACCAACUCUUCGCUUUCCUCGCCCUGUGGGGGAUAGACGGCUUACCAACUGGGUCUCUUCGAGUCAGCCAGACAUCAUGCAUACCCCCAGCUUCUCCGACGGCAACCCACACGAUGCUAGCAUCACCGAUGGCUACGAGGUCAUAGGAACUGACGGCGAAAGCCACUCCGAAGCCACGGCCUCGUCCUACGGACACGCCACUUCCGAGGUGGACGACGAUGUCCAGAGCCUCGCUGAUACCGACACCGGUACCGACGCUUUCACCAACGACGUCGACACCGACUCUUCUGACGAUGACGGCGAAGAGGAGAACCUGGAACACACAUUCGAGCCUGUCGACGAAAGCGCGGCUGAGACCGAUGAAGAAGAAGAUGAGAUCGAUAUGACCGAGGCGGAACGAAGCCUGGAACACCCCACCGAGCUGUUUACCCCAGACUCGACCCACCUCUCUCGAAGGGCAUCUUUCUCAGACCAAGGCCGUUCUGAUCUGCAGGUUGAACGAGCAGCACUCGCUGUGGCUGGUUUGGCUCGAGGACCGACUGCUGCCACAGCCACCAACCAGUCAAGUGACACGACCAAGGGUGAUACCGCUAAAGCUGAUACGGAGCGCUCAAAAGACCGCAAGUCAUGGGCAAACCUGUCUGUUCGUGAUCUUUACAAGAACACUGCAGAGUACCUUCAGAACAAUGCUCUGCAGCAACGCGUAGUAGGGUUCUUGGCGAUCGCUAUCUUGCUCGUUGCCAGCACAAAUAUUGGCCAGUACAUGAAAAGCAACCUGUUAACUGAGACGGGGGUUUUGACUACUGUGCCUGUAGCCUCUGUGUCUUCGGCCAUAACACCUUCAGCAACAGAGGUCAUCGUUGCCACAUCUACCGUGACAUCAACAGUUACUUGGACCAAAACCCAGUCCCUUGCCUUGCAGACGACAGGCUCCUCCAAGAGCGUAGCUAGUAUCGCGCCCGGCUCAGCUUUGCACGUACGACAAAGGCUAUGUUCGGCCAGCGUUCAUGGCCGGAACGAGAUAUUGCUCAGAGCACCCCCGCAAUUCAAAUCUUCGUGGCUUGCGAAACACGCUGUCAUGAUCUCCGUCAGCCGUGGAGCCCAUGAUACCUCGUCAAAGGCUGCCAAGAUUACGGCGGUUGAUGAGGGUUUCAUCAUCGAAGUGGCGCAUGGUGAAGCCUACGGUGUCCUCGAUGUCUCUAUUGCUACCACCCGCAAACCGAAGAUCCAGGAAACCUUCGAGGUCAACUUUGGCAACUUCAUCAUUGUGGAUGCCCUAGAUGCUGGGAAGCAGCUCGUCAAGGACUUUGCGCAGAGUGUUGUUGACACAAUCAAUGGUACAACGGCCUGGGUUGAAGAGACCUGUAGUCCUGCCUUUGACUUGAUGUCGAAACCAGCUUCUGUCGCCAACCCUAUCUUGCAAGGAUUGCACGAGGUCACUCACGUCGCUCGAAGUCUUGGUGGUCAAAUUGCAGGACUCGUCAAGCAACCUUUCCCCGAGGGUCGUGCGGAGCAAGCCCGAAAGGAGCUAUGGCGCACAGCACAGGACGCGCAAGAUGAAGCCUCGUUAUUCCUCCUCCAGGCUCAACUGAACUCCAAGCUACAGUGGCUCCGAUGGAGUGGGCAGAUGGCCGAGUAUGAGCGAUAUCGAGCGGCUGCUGGCCCACACUUUCGUAGGAAACAAAAGGAGGCUGCAGUUGCUAGUCGCGCUAGGGCGGAGCGCACUAAGGAGGAGAUUCGAGCACGCCGCAAGCAGGAGCGCCGAGAAGUGAAGCGCAGCAUGUGCUGGGGAGCUUGCAAAGGAGGUUCUUAGGAGUGUGUC